Messenger RNA from Symbiodinium sp. CCMP2456, 397 nucleotides. Lineage: Eukaryota; Dinophyceae; Suessiales; Symbiodiniaceae. The record is from the annotation of a GenBank genome assembly.
GCUCGCUGGUCGCCUUCGACCUGUCAGUGGGUGGCACCACGGUGGAUGUGCGCGAAGUCUUUCGCACCGCCCACCUGGCCGAGGUACCUCCGGUGCUCAGGAACACGCCUGCUGCGGAGCAGGACGAGGAGGCCAGUGCCCAACUCAGCCCUUCGAUGGACUAUCUGCGGCCCAUUACGGAUGUGUCGGCUCCCCUCUCCAGGAGCAGCGUGGAGAUGGCGGCAGCGACGAAGGCGGAAGACGAGCAGGCCACCGCGGUCUGCGCUGAGUUCGUCGAGGUGGACCCCGAGGAUGAGGGGCCCACUCUGAUCGUGCUGGUCAGGGGGAGGCCCGUGCUGAUCUACCGCGCCUUCAAUAACCUAGCCGAGGCAGAUGGGGGAGCCUCGGGUCCCUUUCC